Messenger RNA from Lucilia sericata (common green bottle fly), 2317 nucleotides. RefSeq names its product UDP-glucose 4-epimerase (gene Gale). The coding region runs from base 892 to 1947 and encodes 351 amino acids. Gene Ontology annotation, biological process: beta-D-galactose catabolic process via UDP-galactose, Leloir pathway. Gene Ontology annotation, molecular function: UDP-glucose 4-epimerase activity. The transcript has 5 exons. Gene Ontology annotation, cellular component: cytosol. The record is from RefSeq and is a predicted model, not a curated record. NCBI's taxonomy places the organism in Eukaryota, Metazoa, Arthropoda, Insecta, Diptera, Calliphoridae.
UUAUCAGAAAAAAGUGAGAGAGCCAGAAAAAAUUCAAUAGCGGCGUGAAAAUUUUUUAUUUGUUUAUACAUUUUUACAAUAAAUUAAUGUCAAGUAUUUAAGUAAUAAAUUGUUUAUUUACUAUUAAAUAAAAUACUUGAAGAUUAACUGCAUUUAUUCAAAAUAAAAACAUCUACAGUGCACGCUAUUUAUUAAUGAAACAACAAGAUUGAUAUCAAGAAUUAGUAAACACUUAAUGGGAGCAGCAACUGCAGCUACACAGAAAUCUAACUUUUGCGACGUCGGAACAAGAACAUAAAACAUCCAAGAGAACUGGCCCAGUCUCAACUCAGAAGCGGCGGUGUUUAGUAAAAAUACGGACGUUUAACAAAGUAUCCGUACGAUACGCUGAAAGAAAGUUUGGCAAAAGACAGGGGGAAAAGUGAAAUUGUUAAUGAACCACAAAGUUAAAUAAAUACGCGAAUUAUUUCAUCAAUACUAUCAACGGUUUUAAGCAGUGAAAAGUAAUAAAAACAGAAGCGUGUGUUAAUUUGUGGUGUUGAAGAAGGGCGUAAAGUGUUAAAUAUUAGAAAAAAUAUUUAAUUUAAAUACAAGAAAUAUUAACAGAGGUUUUUGACUGACAACCAGCUGCUAUUGAAUAUCCUCUCUUUUGAAUAUUUAGUUGUUUGACCAGUGGUGUCUGCCAGUUUAGUGAUUGUUGUUGAGUAUCAUCUUCAAUAACAUCAUUAUUAUCUCAAAAGUUAUACAAAAAGAUUUAAUUCUCAAUUUGGUACACUAACAACGUGUUGUUUACACCAAUAAACUGCUCAUCUUCAUUAAAAACAGUUUUCCAGAUAGUCUAACCGACCGACGGACAUACAUACAUACUAUCAGAACACUUUUUAAAACGAGAUGGCUCCCCCAACGGUAUUAGUAACGGGUGGUGCUGGUUACAUUGGUUCCCACACCGUUUUGGAAAUGUUAAAUGCUGGUUAUAAUGUUGUUUGUGUGGAUAAUUUGUGCAAUGCCUAUAGUUCCAGUACGGCAAAACUUCCCGAAGCUUUAAAUCGUGUCCAGGAAAUAACUGGCAAGAAAGUACAUUUCUAUCGCGUCGAUAUUACUGAUCGCGAACAAGUGCGCGCAGUUUUUCAAGAGCACAAAAUUGAUAUGGUAGCACAUUUUGCUGCCCUUAAAGCUGUUGGUGAAUCAUGUCGCAUUCCCUUGCAAUACUAUCACAACAACAUGACCGGCACAAAUGUCUUGCUUGAGGCCAUGGCCGAUAACAAUGUUUUCAAAUUUGUAUACAGUUCUAGUGCUACCGUUUAUGGAGAACCACAAUUCCUACCAGUUACAGAGGAACAUCCAACUGGCAAUUGCACUAGUCCCUAUGGUAAAACUAAAUACUUUACAGAAGAGAUUCUUAAGGAUUUAUGUAAAUCAGAUAAGCGUUGGGCAGUAGUGUCUUUGCGUUAUUUUAAUCCUGUGGGAGCACAUCCCACUGGACGCAUUGGAGAAGAUCCUAAUGGUGAACCAAAUAAUUUAAUGCCAUACAUAGCUCAGGUAGCUGUGGGUAGACGCGAUUGUCUACAAGUCUACGGUACCGAUUUCCCUACCAAAGAUGGUACUGGUGUACGUGAUUAUAUACACAUCGUUGACUUGGCUGAAGGUCAUGUUAAAGCUUUAGAUAAACUACGUAAUAUAGCAGAGACUGGUUUCUUUGCUUAUAACCUGGGAACUGGUGUAGGCUAUUCUGUACUUGAAAUGGUUCAUGCCUUUGAAAAGGCAUCUGGUCGUAAAAUAAACCAUAAACUUGUAGAAAGACGUUCGGGUGAUGUGGCCACCUGUUUUGCUGAUGCUUCUUUGGCUGCAAAGGUUUUAGGUUGGAAAGCUAGUCGCGGUAUUGAUGAAAUGUGUGCUGAUACUUGGCGCUGGCAGAGUAAUAACCCCAAUGGUUAUGCUGUAAAAUGAUUUAAAUUAUUAACAAUUGCAUUUUUAAACUUUAUUAUUUGAUAACAAAACAUUCUUCAAAACAUGUAUUUUUUUAAUGUUUAUUCAAUUAAUUUUGUGUGUGUCUGUAUGUACAGUGAUGUGUUUGUUAAUGUACAUAAGUUGUAGUAUAUCUUGCCUUGUUGUCACUAAUUCUGCUGAUGACAGAAACGAUGCUCAUCUAUGUACAGCAAAUCUACAGUACAAUACAAUAUUUUAAUCAUUGAUGUUGUGUUUGUUUUGUUUUUUUAUUUUAUUAUUAUUAUUUUUUUGCUUUAAAGUACAUAAAUUAGUCAUUGUUUAAUUAAAAUUCACACAAUAUAAAUAAUAUUUUUAUUUUAUUUAAAAGCAA